CUUUUUUCUUCUUUUGUUUCCGUUUAGACACUCAGCCACAGCAGAUAAAAUCACACGCUCGAGUGCACAAACAUUCACAUAUGCAGUGAUCUGUUAUUUUUUAUUUUUCCUUAUAUAUAUAACUUGGAAUCAGAUUCAGAUUAUCUUGUGGGCUGUUUGGCUGCUGUUUUUAGUUAAUUUUGUGAAGUGGUUGAAUUUUAUAGCUGCAAUGAUUUAAGGUAAAUAUUGGGCCGAACUGAAUUGCUGGAUAGAAAAGCUACAUUUGAGUUUCCAUUUGAAAAAAAAAAGGUUGUCUCAAUUUUACCAAACAAGGGUUGUGAAGGAAUCUUGAGAGAGAAGGUAAUUAAAGGAGAAGGAGAAGGAGAGAGAAAAUUGUGGCUGGCUUAGGUGAAAAAGGAAAGAAUAAAAAGAAGAAAAAGGAAAGGGGAGUUUAACUGCAUAGUAGAAAUAGAAGAAGGGUAAAAGGGUAAAAGGAGAGAUGCUGACGUGUAUAACGUGCUCGAAGCAAACAAGGCAAGACGAGACAGAGGAAGCCGCGCGUGGGACCCCCAACACUAAAGACGCCGUCAAAAGCCUCACUACACAGAUCAAGGAUAUGGCAUUGAAAGUGUCGGGAGCUCACAAAGGCAAGCCAGAAGGAAUGUUUAAGAAAGCCCAAAGACCUUAUCCUGACUUUGAUUCGAUAUCAGAACGUGUUCCGUACACAUAUGUAAGCUCGAGUUCUACGCCUGCGUGGGAUUUUCCUACCACUGGGCAUCCUCGUGCUAUUCGGCCCGACCCAAGAUUUACGGCAUUUGGUGGUCUGGAGUCCAUCUCGGCCCAAUCUGGUGAGGUUGUGCUGGAAGACGAAGAUGGGCCCAAAGAGUGGAUGGCCCAAGUUGAGCCCGGUGUUCAGAUUACAUUCGUCUCUCUACCUCGUGGAGGGAAUGAUCUUAAACGAAUCCGUUUCAGCCGGGAGAUGUUCAACAAAUGGGAAGCUCAAAGAUGGUGGGGCGAAAAUUACGACCGAAUCAUGGAACUUUACAAUGUCCAGAGAUUCAAUCAGCAAGCUCCCAACACUCCCGGAAUAUCCGAGGAUGGCAGAGACUCAUCCUACUCGCGGCUGGGCUCGACAAGGGAAAGCCCCUGGAUGAGUACACCAACGCCAGUCAACAAUCACAAAGAGUGGGGCCCACGGUACAAGCCACCUGAAAAUGUUGGCGGGCAGAUGUCGUCUGUGGAAGCUUCUAGAACAACCACCUCAUCCAGAGACGAGGCUUCGGUUUCCAUAAGCAAUGCAAGUGAUGUAGAGUCCGAGUGGAUUGAAGAAGAUGAGCCGGGAGUUUAUAUUACCAUCAGGCAGCUUGCAGAUGGCACUAGGGAACUUCGCCGUGUCAGAUUCAGGUAA
Molecule: messenger RNA, 1387 nt
Organism: Striga asiatica
Lineage: Eukaryota; Viridiplantae; Streptophyta; Magnoliopsida; Lamiales; Orobanchaceae
Source: the annotation of a GenBank genome assembly